Sinocyclocheilus rhinocerous is the source of this 546-nucleotide messenger RNA. RefSeq names its product 40S ribosomal protein S10-like. The record is from RefSeq and is a predicted model, not a curated record. The coding region runs from base 15 to 509 and encodes 164 amino acids. The transcript has 6 exons. Gene Ontology annotation, cellular component: cytosolic small ribosomal subunit. NCBI's taxonomy places the organism in Eukaryota, Metazoa, Chordata, Actinopteri, Cypriniformes, Cyprinidae. Gene Ontology annotation, molecular function: RNA binding; structural constituent of ribosome.
GCCUCGCGCUUCACAUGAGACUGUAUAAAGCGCAGCGAACUAUUACAGGAAGUAGAGCUGAGGGCGUUCUUUCCGGCUCCGGUCUCUCAGCAAGAGUAAAGAUGUUGAUGCCCAAGAAGAACCGCAUUGCUAUCUAUGAGCUCCUCUUCAAAGAGGGCGUCAUGGUGGCCAAAAAAGAUGUGCAUCUCGCGAAACAUCCAGAGCUCGCUGACAAAAACGUACCCAACCUUCACGUGAUGAAGGCCAUGCAGUCUCUGAAGUCAUGCGGGUACGUCAAAGAGCAGUUUGCUUGGCGCCAUUUCUACUGGUACCUGACCAGACCCCGUCCCAAGGGUCUUGAGGGAGAGAGACCGGCUCGUCUGGCCCGUGGCGAGGGAGACAGAGAUGCUUACAGACGUUCUGCAGCUCCGCCUGGUGCAGACAAGAAGGCUGAGGCUGGUGCAGGUGCUGCCACAGAAUUCCAGUUUAGAGGUGGUUUUGGCCGUGGCCGAGGACAACAGCCACAGUAAUUUUCCACAUGAUCUGUACAAUAAAGGUUCAAAAGUG